AUGGCACCGUCGGCUGUUGAAACGGUUACCCAGGAAGCAGAGAAGCUUCUCGGGAAGACUGACAAGACUGAGAAGACCGACGGCCCAGCCCAGACCGAGCAACAGAUCCCCAAGGAGGUUUAUAAGAGCCACCGAGAGCCUCUCAAAUUGAGCGGAGCGCUCGACAGGUUUCGACAGUUCGACGUCACGCCAGUCAUCGGGCGUGAAUUCGUCGAUGUAGACCUGGCCGAGUGGCUACGUGCUCCCAACUCGGAUGAGCUGCUUAGAGAUUUGGCCAUUACUGUCUCUCGACGUGGUGUGGUUUUCUUCCGCAAGCAGGACAACAUCAGUGACGACCUUCAGAAGGAGCUGGUUCAACGACUCGGCGAGCUGUCGGGCAAGCCAGAGACAUCGAAGCUCCAUAUCCACCCCCUCAACAACUCGGGCCGAGAGGACGGCUCGAAGGACGACGAGAUCAGCGUCAUUUCUUCGGUGCAGGCAAAGAAGCUCUUCAGCAAGAGCCUCGGGUUCAGCACCACUCAGAGUCUGAAAGACACGCUGUGGGCUUCGGGCUAUGAAUUAUAUGAUCGCAUCUCUCCGCCUCUACGAGGCUUCUUGGAGACGCUCGUGGCACAUUUCGCCCAGCCUGGCUUCCAGAAAUCGGCCGAGAAGAACAACUUCAAAUUGCACCCGGGGCCACGGGGCGCCCCCGAAAACGUGGGUGAAAUCCUCGAGGCUUUCCAACCCGUGAUUCGCACCAACCCAGUCACGGGCUGGAAGAGCGUCUAUGCCGUCGGUCACCAUGUAGCCAGCAUCGUGGGCCUUUCGGAAGCAGAAUCGAAGCACUUUCUCGAUUGGUUCCUCCAGAUCCUGACCGAGAGCCACGACAUUCAAGUUCGGCUUCGCUGGCAAAAUGUCAACGAUGUGGCCAUUUGGGACAACCGGAGUGUGUACCACGCAGCCACUCCAGAUUACAUUGAUGACGAGGAUUUGGGCGAAAGGAAAGGAUCGCGGUCCGUGAGCCUGGGAGAGAGGCCCUAUCUCGACCCUCAAAGUGUUAGUCGCAGGGAAGGACUUGCUGCCGAGAAGGCCGCGGCUAGCAAUGGAAAGGCAUGA
Capronia epimyces CBS 606.96 is the source of this 1095-nucleotide messenger RNA. RefSeq lists its product as uncharacterized. The record is from RefSeq and is a predicted model, not a curated record. Bases 1 to 1095 code for a protein of 364 amino acids. NCBI's taxonomy places the organism in Eukaryota, Fungi, Ascomycota, Eurotiomycetes, Chaetothyriales, Herpotrichiellaceae. Gene Ontology annotation, cellular component: cytoplasm. The transcript has 3 exons. Gene Ontology annotation, molecular function: 2-oxoglutarate-dependent dioxygenase activity.